UGAGCGGAGUUGCAACAGCUGUGAGUUACUGUCGUCCAAUGGAGCACUGCCAAGCAGAUGGCCGCUGUUCCCUGAAACCUGUGUGCACUGUGACUGGAUCAACUGUCAUAGGCUUCACUAGCGCCCUUCACUCAGUCCCUGACCGCUGCAGCUACUCACUCCUGAAGUCUUCAUCCCUACCUGGCCUCCAUGUGCUGGGAAUGUUCACAGAAAAACGACGCAAAGAUUUGAGUUUUCUCAACCGUGUCAUUUUGCAGCUAAACAAGAAUGGUGCUGAAAUAUCCCUCGAGCAAGGCAGCAGAGUGAAGGUAAAUGGUGAAUUCCUGACAGUUGGUGCAAAACCGCAGAUGGUCCACAGUGUGGAGCUCUCCAAAGGUGAAAUGGGUGUGACUGCAACGUUCCAAGACUCCAACCACACAGUGUCUGUUGUGUUUGAUGGCAACACUGCAAUAAUUUACCUAUCAGGAUCAAGUGAAGUACCUGUGCAGGGUUUAUGUGGUAAUUCAAGCUCAGAUCUAAGCCAGCAAAAACUGUCUGACUACAGUGAAACUGGCUGUGAGACGCAAUAUGAAGAUGAUGCUGACGGUAGAAUCAGCUGCAACAGCACUGCAAAAUGGUGUAAGCUCCUUGAAGAGGGUCCUUUCACUGCCUGUAACUCAUAUGUCAACCCGGAGCCCUUCAUUCAGGCCUGCACACAAACUUUGUGCAGAUAUCCUGCAGAGGAUGGUCUUCAAUGCCAGUUUCUAAAGGAUUACGCUGAGGUCUGCAAACACCAAAGCAAUGUAACAAUUGAGGAUUGGACGACAUAUACAAGUUGCUCUCUCGCUCCUCAAGCUGACUGUCAGGAUAUGAUCUGCAGCGCUCAUGAGUUCUGUGGUGUGGACAGCUCAAGCAGGCAGCCUCGCUGUCAUUGUAGGGCCCUUUAUGCUUCCAAGUACAAAUCGACAAACUCCUUUGGUGAGCCAAUUGUCUGUGGGGACAAAUCUGCCACAGUAACUCUGGCAAACUGUCUGCUAGAGGAUAAAGGCAUUGACUACUCUGUCUUACAUCUGAAUGACCAGUCCUGUAGAGGUGAAUUGGAUAACCUGACAAAUAUGGUGACAUUCAGAUUCAACAGUGGGAACACCUGCGGUACAGUGGUUCAGGCAAACAACAGCCAAAUUAUCUACAAGAAUUCCAUCAUGACACAGAACAUCUCUAUGUUUGGGAUGAUUAGCCGUCAUGACAUGGUGCAUAUGGACUUCUCCUGUCAUUACAACAACCCAGAUGUUAAGACUCUGGGCAUCAGAUUUAGACACAACUCUGUUAUCCAACAUAUUUCUUCUGGUGAAUGGAAUUAUAAUCUGACCAUGGAGGCCUACACCAGCCGUGACCGCACAAAACCUAGUGAUUAUGACACAACAGUUGACCUGAACCAACGACUCUGGGUAGAACUGAAGACAUUUGGACUUGAUGAGGACAUGAUAGCCAUCGUAACCGACUCCUGCUGGGCAACAGAUCAGCCAUCCCCAACUAGAGGCCUGAGAUACGACCUUAUUAUCAAUGGCUGCCCUAAUCCCAAAGAUCCAACCGUGCAGGUGGAAGGAAAUGGGCUUGGAACAUCCAACUCUUUCUCUUUUAAUAGCUUCCAGUUCACAGGAGGUAAUGGCAAUGUUUACUUGCACUGCCAAGUAGAGCUGUGUGUCAAGCAAGCAGACAGUUGCAUCCAGAGGUGCAAUCAGAUCGUAAGAGGCCGCAGAUCUGCAAGGCCAAAAUAUGAGGAUGAAAACCCAACCUUCAUCUCAGUGGUAUGGACAUAUUAGGAUUCCAUGGAAAUCCACGGCGGUGGCAUUAAUCAGUUGGGAUUCGAUAUGAAGAAGAGUUCUUCUUUCAGUUGUCAAUACUGACUCUAUGCAGGAAUCUGGGACAGACCCUUUAUCCUAUUAACUAAGUAGUAACCUUUGGGGAGUAUCUUAUAUGGUCUGGUGGUGGGAUGGUUUUACAAAAUUAUGGUAAGAAUGCAAAGUACUCAGUGUAGCAAAACAACAAAGGCUGUAAAACAUCAUAAAACUUCUCCUGGCUCAUUUUCCAUGUCUUGGUUUUGCUUUAGAGGUCCAGCAAUACCUGUUCAGCUUAGGCCCACAAUCCUGUCUUUCCAAGUUUAAGCAUGGAGCACCAGAUAAUUUUCAAAAAAUAUAUGUUGAAAGGCUAUUCAUUUAUUAUCUGCAGAAAGAACCAAGUUCUUAAUCCUGAAACAAAAUUGAGAUCUUUCACAGUGUAAAUUGGAUUCUGCCAGGGAUACUUCCUGUUUUAAUUUCUAGUGUUGUUACAGACAGCUGUCAAGACAUGAUUAAAGGAACUUUAUUUUUGAUUUUCAUCUGAUCUAGGAAUAUGCCAUAGCGCAUUUGAGUGGAUAACUCAUUAUCUUGAUUCCUUCCAUAUCUGAACCACAAAGAGCAAAUUAAUCUAAUCUCAGUCUGAGGACAUGGUUCUCGAUUGGGAAUUGUUAAAUUAUACUGUUUGGGGUGAAUCUCUUUGUGAAUAUCACAAAUUUAACAGUCUAACAAGAUAUCAGAAGGAGCUCAGGUCUUUUUUAUUUAUAGAAACUUCAAAUUAUUUUGGUAGACAAUAUUUCACUUCCUCAACAAACGGAAGUUUGGAGACUAGUUUUGUCAUUUAAGACUGUAUUUGACUUUUUCCUUAGCCACUCCUUUGUCUUCUUGUUAGUGUUUUAAGCCACUUCUUGCAAGAAUGUUGUUCCAAAACAAUUUUUCAUGUCCUAGCUCAAUAAGGCUAUUCUGUUUUUUUUUUCUUAUUUUAUGGCUUAUGGUUCAAUUUAUUGCCCAUUUUAGUUGUGAAAUGACCCUCCGCUCUCAGCACAUAAACAGUCCUAAACAAUAGUCUUUCUACAUCAGCACUUCACCAUGCAGACUGCACUCUGUGGGCCAUACCCAGUAUUUUCUUACACAGCGCUGAGAGAGCUUUAUUUUAUUCUCAUCACAAAGCCUUCUUGAAAUUAUUUAGAAAUUUCCUUUAUUCUUGAAUUUUACAAUUUUACAAAGCAAUUGUCCAUCAAUGAUUAAUUGAUGUUUGUACAUGAAAACCAAAUGUUUUAAUUGUAACCCAAUUAAAUAAAAAAUGCUUUGGUUUAAUUUGUUUUAUUCAAUAAAACAAAAUCUAAAAUGU
Molecule: messenger RNA, 3165 nt
Organism: Cyprinodon variegatus (sheepshead minnow)
Lineage: Eukaryota; Metazoa; Chordata; Actinopteri; Cyprinodontiformes; Cyprinodontidae
Product: alpha-tectorin-like
Exons: 13
Coding region: 39-1802 (587 amino acids)
Source: RefSeq, a predicted model, not a curated record